Alternaria rosae is the source of this 1839-nucleotide messenger RNA. Its product is annotated as T5orf172 domain-containing protein. The transcript is spliced from 2 exons. NCBI's taxonomy places the organism in Eukaryota, Fungi, Ascomycota, Dothideomycetes, Pleosporales, Pleosporaceae. The record is from RefSeq and is a predicted model, not a curated record. The coding region runs from base 242 to 1762 and encodes 506 amino acids.
CCGCUGUACCGUGUCCGUGCGCUCAAUGCGCGCUUGUGGCACAGUCACGGAGCUGUCAGCCUUGCGAAUCGCCUUCAGCCUUCCCUUCGUCUCAUAUACUAUUAAAGCAUGUCGGGAAGUUAUUGAUCCUAGGUGUAUGCUAAUUUCGAAGGCUAGCUAGCUACCUACCAUUCAUAUCGCUUCUACACUCUGAUCGUCAUCUCGUUGUUACCACACCAGUGCACCUAUUUCUAUCUGGAUCAUGGCUGUUCCUUUCGGAUUCUCUGCAGGAGAUUUUAUGGCAGCAAUUCAUCUGGUCCACAAGGUCAACAUAGCCUUACGCGAAACAGAUGGUGCGAGCUCGCAGUACAAUCAGACCAUUAGUGAGCUACAAGGCCUUGAGGGAUUGCUGCGAGGUGUGCAAAGUGCCUAUUCUGCAGAUAUUGAUCCUCAGCAACUCGACAAGUUACAAUUACUCGGACAUCAAUGUUAUAUCCCACUCAACACAUUUCUCUCAAAGAUCAAAGCUCUAGAGCCCAGCCUCGGGAACCUCGAUACAAGAAGUGAUUGUAUUAUCGACCGGACUAGAAGGACUGCACGCAAGGUACACUGGGGUCUUCAAGUAAAAAAAGAGCUAUCCGAGCUUACUGCUGCCAUGGGGCUCCGGAUCAAUGUUAUCAACAUGCAAUUACUUCUAAUCAACGCCGAACGGCAAGAGAAAGCGGGAACUUCCCCCGAGGCCCUUCCGCAGACCUUGAACGGCCUCAACUCCCAGAUGGAGAGUUUCCAGAACAGCUUUGAUACUCGACUCAACUCUCUUGCUACAACGACGUCUGUGGACAACGUUGUGCAGACCCUCCAAGACAUGCGACUAGAGGCUGCGAACGAUCGCAAUGCACAAAUGGACAAUAUCCGCAAACAAAUCGACACCUAUACGGGUCGCUUCAACCCAGAGCUCUCGCAGCAAGUAUUAGAUUCGAUUGAGCUUCUUAACUCCAAGAUUGAAGAUCAUUUAGCUCGGUCAAGAACAAACACAACCCAGGAUACGGCAAUUCCGAGCCCUGUGUCCAGACCGUCUAUACCUGCCGAUUCUGGGUCAUCGUGUCAGGAUCAGAGCGCGAUACAGAGAGUUGAAGUGGUCGAUAACGAUAUCGAAAGCUUCGCAAUGGUCCAUAUCCAGUCACAGAAUGCCAGCGCCCGAUUUUGGCAACCUUCCGGCUCCAGAAACCUCACAGUUGAACUCGCUCUCAGGGGAACGAUACAACGAGCUGCUAUGCCUCAGCAAGGAUCAAUACUUAUGUUCUGGCGCAAAGACUUUCCCCAAAUCCUAAAGAUUGGUCAUACUAAAUCGAUCGGUGUCGAGGAACGCUUACAAACGUGGAGUCGUUCGUGUAAGAGAGAGUAUGCGUCCGACCCGCAACUCUAUAAAGAGACAGAAAUGGUAGUGCCAUUCGCCUAUCAAGUGGAAAGACUCAUACACACGGAGCUUAAGAACUACCGGAUGCGUAUAGAAUGCACUGGCUGUAGUAAACCACGCGAAGAGGCACGUGCGCAAGCUAUGGAAAGUUUCCCACGAAUGAGGAAUUGGGAAACUAUGGGAAAAUUAUACCACAAAGAGUGGUUUUGUGUCUCUAAGGAACAUGCCUUCAAGGUUUUCCAGAAAUGGAAAGCCUGGAUGUUGCUGGAGCCAUAUGUGCAGACUGAUCAUGGAGAAUGGGUGCUCAAACCGUCCUUUCUCGACCAUACAAGCGAAAUAUGUCGACCUUUGACAAUCGAAGACUGAUAAGCACAGUGCUGCAGACAAAACUGUCAACCAUAAACUUGUGUAAAUAUGCAAAAUACACCUACCAGUUACAGCCA